UCCUAUCUUUCUGGCAGAGCUCGUAUACCAUCACGAUAAAACUGUUCACUUACUGCUGGAGCCAUCGGUUGACAAACAGCGGGAACUUAAGACAAAAAUUCGUUGGAAUUAUAUUGUAACAAGCGAACUUAAAACGACCUUUUCUAUGAAGGUAAAACGAUGAGCAUGUUCUGAUGUAAAGGAUCAGUUCACAAGAAAAAGAAGAGUAAUACUAGACGGACGUGUCUUGAAAGUACAUAGCAUCAUGGAGAUAUUGCCCUUAAUCCCGUUAUUUCUGGGGCUCAGAAUAAAUGUCUUACCUUUCAACAGAGAUCUAGAAUACAAUUACAACGUAACGAAAACUAUUACGAUAUUCAGAGAUCCUCUCCAAGUGACGCAAUAUACUGCAUCAAUAACAUGUCACACAGAGGAUAGUUAUAAUUCUCUUCUCUGUCUUUUGCAUGAUAUCGAUAUUAUCUCAACUUUGAUAUUUCAAAGUCUCAACACUACAAACGAGGUCGCACAUGAGCAAUACAAGACCAAUGACGAUUGGUUUGUAAUUAAAUUUAAUAAUAAUGGCUUAGAGAAAUUAUUUGUGAAUUCAACCACUGAAAAAAAAGAUUUGAUUAAAGGGAUCGCUUUUCAAUUUCACAUUGGUAAUGAAAUAACCCCUAAGUUCACUGCAAAAGAAAAAUUAGCAAUAGGCUAUUGCAUGACGUUUUUCGAUGUAAAUGCGACAACUUACGAAUAUAAUUCCGAGAAAAUUUUGGAAAAUCAAAUUAUAUUAUUAAGCCAUCGAUCCUCUUAUGAAAAAACCCCAUUAUAUGAAGCUCACGAAAGACAUGUGCAUAUACGUAUUAAGAAGGUCAGAAAGGACUGCCAGUAUUCCUUGCCAUUUUUUGACUUUUUGAAUGGAAUGAAAGUGUCAAAAUAUAUUCAUACGAUGGAAAUAAUCGAUGAUAAAUUAAAUAUUUCCACCAUAAUGGAGGUACAAUUACCACCUGACCCAUGGAAUCCUGAAGGGACACCUGUAUUUAGGGAAAUAACGCAGCUUAAGCUAAUUAAAAUUACAUCACCUAGAACUAAAGUUUUUGAUGAUCUUGUUAGAAAUAAAUAUGAAUGGAUUGAUCUAUUGAAGUGAUUUACUGUAAUCAAAUAUAUCAAACUUUGAAAACACACACACACACACACACACACACACACACAC
Messenger RNA from Acromyrmex echinatior (Panamanian leafcutter ant), 1186 nucleotides. RefSeq lists its product as uncharacterized. The record is from RefSeq and is a predicted model, not a curated record. NCBI's taxonomy places the organism in Eukaryota, Metazoa, Arthropoda, Insecta, Hymenoptera, Formicidae.